Molecule: messenger RNA, 1297 nt
Organism: Centropristis striata (black sea bass)
Lineage: Eukaryota; Metazoa; Chordata; Actinopteri; Perciformes; Serranidae
Gene: cd74b
Product: CD74 molecule, major histocompatibility complex, class II invariant chain b
Exons: 8
Coding region: 138-710 (190 amino acids)
Biological process (GO): immune response; intracellular protein transport; antigen processing and presentation
Cellular component (GO): membrane
Molecular function (GO): macrophage migration inhibitory factor binding; MHC class II protein binding
Source: RefSeq, a predicted model, not a curated record
GUGGGUUUUCCCCCGCCUGUUGCUUUCAGUUCCUUCUUCUCUCUUCAGCCUUAAAGGUAGAAAUCUCACUGAGUUCGUUCAUUGAUAUUUGAAGAACAGCAGCGACUUGACCAGAAAUAAGGUUUGAUUGUGCGACGAUGGCCGACCCAGAGACUCCAAACCAGCCUCUUCUGGCAGCUCCCAACCAGCAGGGAGGACGUUCUUCCCGGGCCUACAAGGUUGCAGGUAUAACCCUGCUGGCCUGUGUCCUGAUUGUGGGCCAGGCGAUGAUCGCUUACUUCCUCCUGAGCCAGAGGGGCGACAUCAGAACUCUCAAGGAGCAGAACGACGACCUGAAGUCCGAACUGACCAAGGGAAGAUCUGUUGCUGUGCCCAUGAAGAUGCACAUGCCCAUGCAAGCCCUGCCUGAGCUGAUGGUUGCCUCUAUGGAUGAGGACACUUCAACCGCUGGAGGCGAAGACAAACCUGUUCCUGUGCAGCUCACUGAGUGCCAGAAGGAGGCAGCCGGUUUGGAGCCUGUGCAGUUCCCAAAUUUCCGCCCAGAAUGUGACGAGCGCGGCCUCUACCGUAGCCAGCAGUGCGUCUUGCAGCACUGCUGGUGCGUGAACCCGGCCAGCGGGCGAGAGGUCCCUGGAACCCUGACCAACGGGAAGGCCAACUGCAUGGCAUCUGUCUCCAUGGGUGGAAUGAGCAAAGUGUUCGCUGCCUGAUGUUAAUUAACUUCUGACACUGUGCUGAUGAAAUCUCCUCCAGAGACGAGCAACAGUUCAACUCCAAAUUUGCAUCUUCAUCAACUUCUAAUCACCAACAUAUUUGUAGUAUUUGAUAAGCUAGUGAGGUUUUAUAUACUUCUGAUAGAUUACCAAAUUAUAACCAUUUAUCUGCUUGCUACUAUUUUACCAGUUUAUUCCAAUAUUAUAUGCACAGAGGUGUGACUUUUGCUCUUGAUAUAUACUAUGCUAUAAACCACCAUCUUACAGUUUUGUAAAUGGCUGGUAAAGGUUAAGGAUUUUAAAAUAGUUUGCUCUUUUACUCAGAUUUUGUCCCAUGUCAGUUUGAUGUCAUUUUUUAAAUUCUAUGUUGGGUAGAUUGUAACGAGCAUUGGAUUUUUAAUACAUUUUUAAUAUUCAGAUUAACAGUGUUUUUACUUGGAUCUUAAAUUUUUAGGCCAAAGUUAAGGGGAUUAAACUGAGAUUUAAAACACAUUUGGAAACAAUUAGGGAACCAGGACAACUCAAUUUUUUGAGACAAACUGUAUCUUUUAUUUGACAAACCCAAAUAAAACUCUUAAAGACAA